This is a messenger RNA of Striga asiatica, 1914 nucleotides long. The record is from the annotation of a GenBank genome assembly. Lineage: Eukaryota; Viridiplantae; Streptophyta; Magnoliopsida; Lamiales; Orobanchaceae.
AUGAGUGGUAAGAAAUUCACCUAUGACCCGAUUGGUCAUGAAUUGAAGUCACCGGGAGGAAAAGUGAGAAUACCAAUAAUCCUCUUCAAAUAUGAUCUCACCUGUAAAUCCCGAGUUUCGAUGUUGGGGGCAAAAGCUGCUAGAACCCUAGAACCAUUUUCAAUUGGGUGUUUCUCAAUUUCUCCAAGUCCAGAAGCUGCAGGCAUCAUUUGGAUAGUAUCAUCAUAUUCUACCAUGGAUAUAAGCAGUAACGAGGAGGAAGAGAUAUUUUCGCAUACGAAAAGGGUAAAAAAAUCUCAUGAAGAAAACCACGAUUUUUUUAGUGACUUGCCAGACCCGAUUCUGGUUCACAUUCUUUCCUUUCUGCCGCUACGUGAUGCCAUUAGGACUGUUGUUCUUCCAAGAUUCGGUAAACUGUGGCUUAGCUUGCCGGUUCUUGAUUUGGACAACUGUGUGUACCAUGAGGAUGAUGAAGAUACAGAUGUCGUGAUUUGUGACAAUGAAAACUUCAUGCAUGUUGUUCAUCAGGUUUGGAAUCAUCAAGGUGAGAACACGUUGAAUAAAUUGCACCUCAGGUUUGCCCUUGCGCUAACUUAUUCACAUUACACUGAGUCCGACCUUAAUAAUCCCAACCUUAGUGAUUAUGAAAGACGGAAGGUGGAUAAAAAGAGGGCCGCUUUAUAUCAGGUGGGGAAAUUAAUCGGUUAUGCUGUUAGCAGAAAAGUCAAGGUUUUGGAUAUCGAUCUUGAGGGCUGUGAUUUUAUUGAACAAUAUUAUGAGUUACCGGAUGUUUUAAAUACUGGAUACUUGACGAAUUUGCGGUUGGCCGCUUGUGACAUUAGAUCUUGCGAGCAAAUAAAUCUGCCGGCACUGAGAGUCUUGUUUCUCAAUAAGGUUUUAUUGAGUGAUGAAGCCAUAGAAAGAAUCUUGAAUGGUUGCCCGUUUCUUGAGGAUCUGUCUUUGUUUGAUUGUCAUGGCUUUCGCCAGUUGAAUUCCAAAAACCCAAACUUGAAGAAGCUGAUGCUUAGUCUGGCCGUGAAUAAGUGGAUUGUGGUCGUGCAGUGUCCUCAUGUAGUGUCAAUAGGAAUAUCUGGAUGGAUCGAGGGUGUGUUUUUGGAACAUGUCUCAUCUUUGGUCGAAGCUUCCGUUGACUAUAUCAGCUCGUUCAGAUGCAUGGACAGGAAAUAUGUUUUAGUGCGGGCCCUACUGUUCAUGGCUAGCCGGUGCAGGACUUUCAGCAUAUGCGAUGGGAGUGUUUUGCUGAUGUCAAUAUGGAAGUUGAAGAAUGUCGUUUGCCCACAGUUCCAGUGGAAGCAUAUCAAAGUUAAACUUCAUCUCACAAAAUGGGACCUUCCCGGGCUUUCUCUCCUCCUGAAACAUUCUUCUUCUUCUCUCGUGGAACUUACCAUGCUUGCCCUUGGUCAAUCUGAUUCUUUCUUUCAGACUGCGGACACAAAAUGGAUUUGGGAAUAUGAUUUUGAUGGAGAGGGAUACUUGAACUCACAGGAGGCAACCUUACCCUGCCUCGAGAGCAUUAGGAUACAUAGCUGCCAUAUACGCGACCCAUAUUUCAUCCAGAUUGUGAAAUUUUUGCUGAAAAAUACUCCUAGGUUGCAGAAAAUGGUAAUUUCAACCGAGAGAAGAUUUACCUCAGAACAACAACUGUUUGAGCUCUCGGAGGAUUUAUCAACGUCGCCUAGAGCCUCAUUGGAGGCAAUGGUGUGCAUCUCUUAAUAUCCCAUUAUGUAUUGCUACUUAUGGCCUCGUUAUUGCUUUUGAGGUGAAACUACUUGAAAAAUGUGGCUUGUAAUCUCUCAAAACUGGAAAAUCGUUAGAUCACUUUCUUGGUAUUUUAUUAGGAAUGGGUCUUCAUUUAUGUGAUCUACUUUAUCAAAAUGCGAAUGAUUUCCCUCC